Thelazia callipaeda (thelaziosis nematode) is the source of this 1770-nucleotide messenger RNA. The record is from the annotation of a GenBank genome assembly. NCBI's taxonomy places the organism in Eukaryota, Metazoa, Nematoda, Chromadorea, Rhabditida, Thelaziidae.
AUGACUGAUAAAGAUUUAGAGUUAUAUAAGCUCUACAGACCAGAAAGAGUAGUUCCACCUGUUAGAGGAGUUGAUCUCUUGAAAUCAGCACGUUACAACAAGGGAAUGGCAUUCAGUCUUUUCGAACGGCAGUAUCUUGGUAUUCACGGUUUGCUACCCCCAGCAUUUAUGACUGAAGAACAACAGGCUUAUCGGAUCAUUUCUGCUCUUCGACAACAACCUAAUGAUUUGGCACGUUAUGUACAGCUGGAUGCAUUGCAAGAUCGUAACGAAAAACUUUUCUAUCGUGUUGUUUGUGAUCAUGUAAAGGAGUUGAUGCCAAUCGUUUAUACACCAACUGUUGGCUUAGCUUGUCAGAAUUUUGGUUACAUUUAUCGUAAACCAAAAGGUGUUUAUAUAACCAUCAAUGAUAACAGCAUCAGUAAGAUACAUCAUAUUCUUAGCAAUUGGCCAGAGACUAACGUUCAGGCAAUUGUUGUAACAGAUGGAGAACGUAUUUUGGGCUUGGGUGAUCUCGGAGCUUAUGGCAUGGGCAUUCCAGUGGGUAAACUUGCUCUAUAUGUGGCACUUGGUGGUAUUCAACCACGAUGGUGUCUUCCUGUUUUACUUGAUGUUGGUACAAAUAGAGAAGAACUUCUUAAUGACCCUUUCUAUAUUGGACUGCGACGAAAGCGUGUUCGAGGAAAGGAAUAUGAUUCAUUUAUCGAAAAUUUUAUGAAAGCAUGCACUAAAAGAUUUGGACAACACGUAUUGAUACAAUUUGAAGAUUUCGCUAAUGUCAAUGCAUACCGUUUAUUAGAAAAUUUCCGAAACAGAUAUUGUACAUUCAAUGAUGACAUUCAAGGAACAGCAUCAGUUGUUGUUGCUGGUUUGUUGUCUUGCAACCGAAUUUUGCAGAAGAAGAUGAUUGAUCAGAAAUUUGUAUUUCUUGGUGCUGGAGCUGCUGCAACAGGUAUUGCUGACUUAUGCGUCUUGCAAAUGCAGCAUGAAGGGUUGGGAGAAGAUGAGGCACGUGAACGGAUAUAUUUAAUGAAUAGUAAGGGAUUAAUCACGAAAGAUAGCCCAAAUCUAAAGUCUGAACACAAACCGUAUGCAAAGAAUAUGGAACAUAUCAAAAACUUAAUCGAUGUGAUCAAGAAAGUGAAACCCACAGGAAUAAUUGGUGCAUCAACAGUAAGAGGUUCAUUUUCCGAAGAAGUGAUCAAAGAAAUGUCGAGCAUCAAUGAGCAUCCAAUUAUCUUCGCUUUAUCAAAUCCUACUAAUAAAUCGGAAUGCACUGCUGAAGAAGCCUUCACUCAUUCAAAGGGUAUGGUACUUUUUGCCAGUGGUAGUCCGUUUCCAAGUCUGAGACUGAAUGGUAAACUUUACAAACCAGGUCAGGGUAAUAACUCAUAUAUAUUUCCUGGUGUAGCGUUAGGCAUUAUAUUAUUCAAAGUUCGCCAUAUCGACGAUGAACUGUUUUUGAUUGCUGCCCGAGAAAUUGCAAAUAUGGUGACGGAAAAGGACAUAAAAGUGAGCCGAAUUUAUCCAAAUUUGAAAUACAUUCGAGAAUGUUCGGUCAAGAUUGCAUUAGCUAUUGGCAAACACUGUUUUGCGAAUGGAACAGCGGCACUAUAUCCUGAACCGGAAGACUUGGAGAAGUACAUUCGUUCACAGAUUUACUCAGUAGAUUAUGAUGAACUGAUUGAUGUGACAUAUGAAUGGCCUGAGAGUGAUAUGAGACAUGGUUUUCCUGUCCCCAUUACAAGGCGUGAGUCGGUUGACGAGUAA